This is a messenger RNA of Phaedon cochleariae (mustard beetle), 381 nucleotides long. The record is from the annotation of a GenBank genome assembly. NCBI's taxonomy places the organism in Eukaryota, Metazoa, Arthropoda, Insecta, Coleoptera, Chrysomelidae.
CGUCAGGCAGAGCUCUCAUCCCGACAUGCACCAGUCUAUUUGUAUCAGUUUUCAGCUGGGCCCAACAAAUCUCCAAAAUUUCCAGGUAUUGCACAUGCUGCCGAAUUAGAUUACCUUUGGGACCAAUCCGACGGAAUUGAAGUUGACAAAUCUAUUCGGGAACAGAUGCUCUCGCUGUGGUGGAAUUUCAUCAAAUACAAGAAUCCAACACCUGAAAAUGUUACCACCCUGCAGAAUAUCAAAUGGCCUACAGUUGACACGAACGAUAUAAAAUAUUUUGAUAUAGACGAAACAUCCAGUGUGUCUUCUAAUCCAAGAAAUUACGAGAGUGUGAAAGGAGUUUUACUGAGCCGUCUCAGAUCACCAUAUUUUGUAUUCUAA